Colletotrichum spaethianum is the source of this 2124-nucleotide messenger RNA. Its product is annotated as nucleolar protein 9. Gene Ontology annotation, cellular component: 90S preribosome; preribosome, small subunit precursor; nucleolus. Gene Ontology annotation, biological process: endonucleolytic cleavage in 5'-ETS of tricistronic rRNA transcript (SSU-rRNA, 5.8S rRNA, LSU-rRNA); endonucleolytic cleavage to generate mature 5'-end of SSU-rRNA from (SSU-rRNA, 5.8S rRNA, LSU-rRNA); endonucleolytic cleavage in ITS1 to separate SSU-rRNA from 5.8S rRNA and LSU-rRNA from tricistronic rRNA transcript (SSU-rRNA, 5.8S rRNA, LSU-rRNA). Lineage: Eukaryota; Fungi; Ascomycota; Sordariomycetes; Glomerellales; Glomerellaceae. Gene Ontology annotation, molecular function: RNA binding. The record is from RefSeq and is a predicted model, not a curated record. Bases 1 to 2124 code for a protein of 707 amino acids. The transcript has a single exon.
AUGCCGAAGCCGAGAACGAAACGACAAGCCAUCCGCGACGAGCGGAAAAAGAAGAGAAGGGAAACUCACGAGGAGAACCACGAGGAAAACCACGAUGAACGUCAAUCCAAACGGAGAAGGUUCGAGGAUGGAGACCAAGACACUGAACAACAGACAUUCGACGAUGCGGGCGACUUCCAGCAGUCGUUCCACGCCAAUGGCCCCGAAAAGGAGUUCUUUGGAAUGCUCGCGGACGAAGAGCAGGAAUAUUUCCGCCGCGCCGACGAAUUGCUCGAGCUCAACCAGUUCCCUUCCCCCGAGGAGCGCGACGUCUUUCUGCAAAACGUGUAUAAGGAAGCGCAGGGCAAGGAAUUGAAGUUGGCCAGCAGUCAAUCGCUGUCACGUUUGAUGGAGCGUCUGAUUCUUCUUUCAAACACGAGACAGAAGAAGCAGAUCUUCAACGCCUUCGCCGGCCACUUCCUGUCGCUCGUCCAGCACCGAUUUGCCAGCCAUUGCUGCGAAAAGUUGUUCCUUGAAUCAGCACCGAUCGUGACGCAAGAGCUGGGCGGGAUCGUGCCGGAGCCCAAGGCUUACGAUGCGAUGGAAGUCGAGGAGGGUGCCGAACCAGAAAAUACCAUGGAGAACCUCUUCCUAAUGACCCUAGACGAAUUCGAGCAGCACAUGGGCUUUCUCCUCACAGACCGAUUUGGAUCACACACCCUGCGUGUGCUCCUGGUCGUUCUCUCGGGCCGCCCAUUGGACGACUCGGCCACCAAGUCACUUCUGAAGAGCAAAAAGAAGGAGUACAUUUCCGUCCAGGGAGCCACUGGUGCCUCGGAUGAGCUCACCCAUCAGCUGAGAGCUGUCCCCGAGUCCUUCACCCUGGCUACCAAGAAGAUCAUUCAGGAUGCCGUGGCCGGCAUGGACUUUACCGCUCUGCGCGUCCUCGCCAAGCACCCUACCGGCAACCCUCUCUUGCAACUUUUGUUGGAGCUCGAUAUCUCCCUGAACCAUAAGAGCGACAAGACGUCGGCGGCGGCGAGCAAGGACACCUUGCUGUACCGACUGCUGCCCGACGCUCCCUCGUCUCUUAGCGACGACACCUCGCAAGCGGCGGACUUUGUCAACAGCAUGGUCUACGACCAGAUUGGAUCCCGUCUUCUCGAGACCCUCAUCACGAACUGCCCCGGCAAGAUCUUCAAAGCACUCUCUCAUAACUUCUUCGGCGAGCGCAUCGCGACGUACGUUCGCAAUGACAUCGCCUCAUACCCCGCUCUCCGCGUUCUGAACCGUGUCAGCAAGGACGACCUUGUGGAAGCUGUCAAGAAAAUCAUCCCCGCGGUGCCCCUUUUGGUGACCAAGGCACGCUACAAUGUACUCAAAACUCUGUUCGAGCGAUGCGAAGCGCGUGGUGCCUACGAAGAGAAGAGUGCCCUCACCAGGGCGCUUACCGAUGCACUGGGCUCUAACCCGAAGGACCUGGUCCCGAAGUUGUGUCAUCUGGUCGAGGACGAGUCUGCUGAGAAGGAGGAGUUCCAGCAGUCACCCCAGAACAAGACUGCCGUUGCUGCCCAUGGUUGUCACCUUGUGUCGACCAUGCUGAAGACUCCCGGCAAUCCCUCCAAGGUUGCCCAGAAGUCUCUUGUCGCUAUGCCUUCUGAGCUUCUUGUCAAGCUUGCGACCACGGCGAUGGCGUCAAUGACAGUCCUGACGACAGCUCUCGCUAGCCCUGCAGCACCCCAAAACGAAUUCUUCCACAAGGCUCUUGUCGGCGCUCUCGCGCCACACGUCGCAGAGCUAGCGCAGUCUCAGUUCGGCCACAACGUCGUCAACGCCAUCAUCGAGGUUCCCUCGCGUGGCAAGGACCGCUCCAUACCCUUUCAUGUCAAGCAGACCAUCAUCUCCUCGCUCGCAGAGCACGAGAGGACGUUGCGCGACUCUUGGAUAGGACGUAGCGUGUGGAGGACGUGGAAGGGAGAUAUGUGGAAGACGAGGCGGUCGGACUGGGUCAAGUGGGCCAAGGAAGUGGACGGACCGGCCGAGGAGACCAGACUGAAGCCGUGGGAGAGGAGGAAGCUGGAGCAGCAGAGAGGUCCGCAACCGAGGCAGCUGCCUAAGGAGAUGGUGAAGGAGGAUGAGGAGUGA